AUGGACGGAAUGCUAGUAAAAUAUGGGGAUAUUAGACAAAUUAUAUUCUUGAAGGGCUCAAACGAGGUACAAUUCAAAUACUCACUUAAGGAUGAAGUCAAGUUUGUAACUCUUGAAAAUUUAAGACUAUCAAGAAACAUAGAAAUAGUACCUGUAUACACAAAGCGUCAAGAAAUACCCCUUAAAAAAUAUGAUAGUCUAUUGGAAAUGUGCGAAAAAAAUAUAAUUGAUGAAAAAUACCAUGAAGAAUAUAAAUCCCUCAUUGCAAAAGAUACUCCUGUCACUUUACCAGAAUCCGAUGAAGAAGACACCAUUAGCAAUUAUGAAUAA
This is a messenger RNA of Psylliodes chrysocephalus, 330 nucleotides long. The record is from the annotation of a GenBank genome assembly. Lineage: Eukaryota; Metazoa; Arthropoda; Insecta; Coleoptera; Chrysomelidae.